Molecule: messenger RNA, 863 nt
Organism: Pantherophis guttatus
Lineage: Eukaryota; Metazoa; Chordata; Lepidosauria; Squamata; Colubridae
Gene: FIS1
Product: fission, mitochondrial 1
Biological process (GO): mitochondrial fission; peroxisome fission; mitochondrial fragmentation involved in apoptotic process
Cellular component (GO): mitochondrial outer membrane; peroxisomal membrane
Molecular function (GO): protein binding
Source: RefSeq, a predicted model, not a curated record
AAAGAAAGCAAGGUAGGGUUUCCGCUUCCGUCUCGCGGCCGCUUCCGUGUUUGGGCGUGAUGGAGUCGGUCCUGAGCGAAGUGGUGGCGUCGGAGGAUCUAAAAAGAUUUGAGAAGAAGUUCAACGCUGAGCAGAGCGCAGGCAACGUCUCCAGAGGGACACAGUUCGAGUACGCUUGGUGCCUGGUCCGCAGCAAAUACAACGAGGACAUCAAAAAGGGCAUUGUCCUUUUGGAAGAACUGUUGGGCAAAGGGAACAAAGAAGAACAACGGGACUACGUGUUCUACCUUGCGGUAGCCAAUUACCGGCUGAAGGAAUACGAAAAGGCCCUGAAGUACAUCCGGGGCCUGUUGAAGACUGAGCCAAGCAACACGCAAGCUUUGGAGAUGGAAAAACUGAUCAAGAGAGCCAUGCAGAAAGAUGGCUUGGUUGGCAUGGCGAUCGUUGGCGGCAUGGCGUUGGGAGCAGCCAGUCUGGCGGGCCUGAUUGGCUUGGCCAUUGCCAAAUCCAAAUCCUAAGGCGUAUAGGGGUUAGGCCUCCCUUCUCUUCCUCUGGUGGAGCAGCCCGGCCUGGCAGCUUGGAAGACCCAACCCUUCAAGAGAAGCAAGUGGAGGGAUGAUUCAAAAUUCUUUAUGUUUUUCUUCAAAUGUCACUAACGCUGACUCUAAUUCCUGGAUUUUCGGUCCUCUUUUUUUUUUUUUUUUUCCUGCCGAUCAGCUGCCACGCUCAUGAGGGCAAAGGGCCAUGAUAAUGCAGAAUUUGCCCAGAGAAUGAGGGUGCCCUGAGACUAUAAUCCAAUUUUUCCUCUUGCGUUAAUCCAAGAUGAGGUUCUUCUGCUUGUCUCUCCUCCACUGAUACAAGAA